Aspergillus aculeatus ATCC 16872 is the source of this 2016-nucleotide messenger RNA. RefSeq lists its product as uncharacterized. Gene Ontology annotation, molecular function: DNA-binding transcription factor activity, RNA polymerase II-specific; transcription cis-regulatory region binding; zinc ion binding. NCBI's taxonomy places the organism in Eukaryota, Fungi, Ascomycota, Eurotiomycetes, Eurotiales, Aspergillaceae. The record is from RefSeq and is a predicted model, not a curated record. Gene Ontology annotation, cellular component: nucleus. The coding region runs from base 1 to 2016 and encodes 671 amino acids. The transcript has 8 exons. Gene Ontology annotation, biological process: regulation of DNA-templated transcription.
AUGGCAUUAUCUCCGGACGCUCCGCCGGCCAACCUCGCCCGCCGACAUCCUCAACUACGUCUGAGCUGGUCUUUUGGCCCCACUAACAGCAAUCCCAGGCCCGCACUCAGACGGGCCAAAAAAGCUUGCACCGAGUGUCGCCAACAGAAGGCAAAAUGUGACGCUUACAUGAACCCCGAUCUUCCAUGCUCCCGCUGCAUCAGGAUGAAAACCCGCUGCGUCAUCUCGGAUCCAUUUCGCAGAGAACACAAGCGCCAGCGUCUCUCCGAGCUUGAACAGGAAACCGACGAAUUGCGCCGAAAGUUGAGAUGCGACCGUUCCGAAUCGCUGCAACAGUCUCCCAUCGCCAUGCUGACAGCUGCGGCGGAGAUGGGAGUACAUUCCACACCGGCCACAGGGCACUUGAAUCUUCCUCCUCAACCACACACCAUCUCAAACCCCUAUCACUCCCAGCUCACACCUCAAAUGAGUCCGACUUUGUCCUAUCCCCAAAUGCAAGUGGUGCCAGUCGAAAUGUCCGACCCUACAGAACCGCGCACCUUGAAGACUGUCAAACUAACAGGGUCUGAAAUCGACGAACUUUUCCGACUGUUCUUCCGAGACUACGCCUGCUUUUUGCCCAUCUUAGACCCUCAAACGACUCCAAAUGCCUACCACGCUCAGUCGAAUUUCCUUUUCUGGGCCAUAGUCGGCGUUGCGUCGAGAUCAUACGCCGAGAACCCCACGCUGCUCAUGGCCGUCUCACCAAACAUCACCGAGAUGGCCUUGCUCUCAGUCACGUCGACUGCGCCCGCUUGGCACACCAUUCAAGGGCUGUUGCUGGUCCUGACUUGGCCCUUUCCAAAGGAAAUCAAUAAAACAGAUGUGAUGUUUCCCCUCAGCGGCAUGCUCCUGCACAUUGCAAUGCAGAAUGGAUUGCACAUCCCUUUGUCGAGUCAUGAAUUCGCCAAGAGGAAUAUACCUGCCCCAUCGGAAGCAGACAUGGCCAGACGGGCCGAACUGUGGGCACGUUGUGUCAUCGUAUAUCAGCGCGCGUGCGUAACGAAAGGACAAUGCCCUCGGUCAAUGGUAGACUUGCAGCAAGACCUGGGUCAGCAACAAGUCUUAUCUCAGAAAAUUGCCCCGUCUCUGGCACUGGAACUCAGAUGCCUAGAGCUGAUCGCCCGAUGCAGCGCAGCCGUAUUGGAGUUUGGAGUUCGAACCAUGUUACCCGAGCAAGAAAAGUCGUUUGAUAUUCUCCUGCGCACGUUCGAGCGCCAGGCAACCGAGCUCGAGGCCCUUGCGAACUCAGCGAACGAUCGAUUCCACACGACCAUGUGUCGCUUGUGCGUCCAGAUGUUCCAUCUUUUUAAGCAUCAGACCAUAUAUACAUCUGGCUGCCUCACACGACUUGCGACCACGGCAUGUAGGACUAUCGAUUGUAUCCAGGAACUUGGGCAAAACAUGGCCAACCUUGCUAGUGCUCCAAUGCAGAUGACCUAUGGGCUUCUUCUCCCGGCAUCGGCGCUCCUGCGAAUCCUCAAAUGCUCCAACGAUACUGACCUAGACAUUGCAAGAGGGAAGAAGGCCCUCUUCAGUGCGAUAAACAUGGCUAGACACAUGUCAGUGGAUGUUCAUGAUACUGCGUCGAAAAUCGCAAUAGUCAUGAACCAGCUCUGGAACAGCUCCAAGGUAUUCCGAAAAGCCGAUGGGACCGGAUUCAUCGCACUCCGCAUCCGCAGCCGCCUCGUGCUCAGCCCUGUUAUCGAUACGAUCUGGUGGUGGCGCGAUGAAUUUGAGCCACAGUUCUAUCCUUCUAGCGCAGCCCAAGCGACUGUGGCUGAAGGAGCCGACUCUACUAGUACCCAGAUAAGCGGACCGUCCAAUGCCCCCUGUGGUCUUGCGGACCGACAUGAUCCCGUGCUGUUUGAUGAUCAGUUCCUUGCAGACUUUGAAUGGGCACUAAGCAACGACGGCCUCCUGCAACCGACCGAGCCAUAUGGGUCAGCCUGGCCUGCCGCAGGGACGAUAGCCUAG